Messenger RNA from Prinia subflava (tawny-flanked prinia), 4079 nucleotides. It is a transcript of the gene CALHM2, whose product is annotated as calcium homeostasis modulator family member 2. NCBI's taxonomy places the organism in Eukaryota, Metazoa, Chordata, Aves, Passeriformes, Cisticolidae. Gene Ontology annotation, molecular function: monoatomic cation channel activity. Gene Ontology annotation, cellular component: plasma membrane. The record is from RefSeq and is a predicted model, not a curated record. The transcript has 3 exons. Bases 555 to 1514 code for a protein of 319 amino acids.
AAAAAUUUCCACGUUGCCCAUCAGACCGGCCUCAGCUGCAUCUGGACUUCUGCACAGCCCCAUGUGCUGCUGGAAACCCCCCACGACCAGAGCAUGAGUGAAAAAACACAGGAAGCGCUGAGAAGGCUCCAAAACUGGUUUCAACAACUUUUUCAAAUUUGGGAGAUCAUCAAGAGUUUGCCAGUGAUGCUGACAAUAAUUGCCUCUGUGGGAGAUGACUAACACCAAACAGAAGGAAAGAGGACAAACAUGCAAUUGAGAGGGACAGAAAGAGAUGCCCCACCUGUCAUCUUUGCUGUAGUGAAGCUUUUGGAGGGCUUAGUAGGAAACUAAAAUGGCUGAGGUCUCACAUAUUGCUUAGGUGAAGUUCCUUUUCAGCCCCUUGUGAAGUAUCCCUGGUAUCAACAACCAGCUCCAGAGGCUGAGACACCAGGUGAGAGGAAGGGACGUCAGUGAAGGUGUCCUGCUCCUUGCACAUCAGCUAGCACCAGGCCAUUUCAUCCCCCACUGCAGUGUUCCUCAGUGCUGCAGCACACACCUCAGCCCCGGGCGAGAUGGCCGCCCUCAUCGCUGAGAACUUCCGCUUCCUCUCCUUGUUCUUCAAGAGCAAAGAUGUGAUGAUUUUCAAUGGUUUGGUGGCCCUGGGCACGGUGGGGAGUGAGGAGCUCUUCUCAGUCGUGGCCUUCAAUUGCCCCUGCUCCCCUGCCCGCAACUACAUCUAUGGGCUGGCUGCCAUCGGUGUCCCAGCCCUGGCCCUCUUCCUCAUUGGUGUCAUCUGGAACAAUCACACCUGGAACCUGGUGGCCGAGUGCCACAAGCGUGGCACCAAGAACUUCUCUGCUGCUGCCACCUUCCUACUCUUUGGCUCCAUCAUGGGCCGGGCAUCCGUGGCCCCCAUCACUUGGUCGGUCAUCUCACUGCUGCGUGGGGAAGCUUACAUCUGUGCCCUCAGUGAGUUUGUCAAGCCAUCCUCCCUGGACAAGUUUCCAGCUGAGUAUGGGGCCGAGGUGCUGGCCAAGUUCCCCUGUAGAGACGUCCCAGCAAACCUCACCAAGUUCAGGGAUGAGGUGACACGGAGACUGAGAUACGAGUCCCAGCUCUUCGGCUGGCUGCUCAUCGGCAUCGUUGCGGUGCUGAUUUUCCUCACCAAGUGCCUGAAGCACUGCUGCUCGCCGCUCAGCUACCGGCAGGAGGCCUACUGGGCCCAGUACCGCUCCAACGAGGACAAGCUCUUCCGGCGCACGGCCGAGGUCCACUCCAGGAUCCUGGCAGCCAAGAAUGUGAAACAAUUCUUUGGCUUUGUGGCACUGGACAAGGAGGAGAAGGAGCUGGUGCAGGAGUUCCCCGUGGAGGGCGUCCAGCCAAGCCCUCAGUGGAAUGCCAUCACGGGUGUCUACAUCUACCGAGAGAACAAGGGCUUCCCCCUCUACAGCCGCCUCCACAAAUGGGCCAAAGGGGUGGAAGGGAACGGGCCAACCCCAGAAGGCCACGAACUGCUGUUUUUAGCUUCCUAAGGCAGAAGUGCACCAGCAGCGCUUCCCCAGACUGCCUGGCAGGCCUUCCAGUAUCAGUGCUCAGCUGAGGGAUGCACUGGGAACAUUCCUCCCUGUGGAGAGCCCUGUGCCUGUCAGGGAAACUUCUAGGCCAAUGCCUUGGAAGAAUCUACCACAGGCUUCGGGAAAGCCUCAUAGCUUAGGGUGAGCAAAAAGGCUUCCCCCAUGAUGCUCUCCAACUGUUGGAGUAUGAAUCCCCCUGGGCCAAAUCCAUACAGGCCCAGGAGUGCCCAGAAAUAUGAGGAUUGAAAUAGAACCUUCAGAGAAACUAAAAUACAUAAAUCCACACAAGACUCACAAAAACACCGAUGCCUCUGUUGUUGCUACUGCUGCAACUGCUACUGACAAGAUGCUCAAGGGACACGGACUGCUGAUGCCUCGGCUGCUGCUGUGGCUGCUGUUCCUGCUUGGGACUUAGAAACUUUAUGUUAGAAGGUUUCUGUGUACUGAUACGGACUCUAAUAAGUUGCCUUCAUGGGACUGAUUUAACGAUGCAAAAAAGGACUUGUUUUACAACUACCUAUUGCCACAGACUUCACUGAAGAUGCUCCAAAAACUUGACAUAUGGUGCCCACUGUGUGGGCAAUGUUUAUUGACAAUGUUUAUUGACAUUGAUAUCUUCUUACACGCUUGUGUGAUGCCUGUUACACAGGUAGGUCCCAGAGCACUCCACAGACUUUACAAUGGAAGUAAAAGAAGGAAGCAGUGGGUAACUUCCUGAGGCAAGGAGAAUGCAAUAGCAUCUGGGAAGGAAUGGCUCAGUAACAUAGCCACACAGCAAAAAACUGAGACUAAAGCAGAAGGAAGCACCAAUAUUCCUGGUAUUCAGAAAGGCACUCUAAUGACCAGGUUGAAAUUGGGUAAGACGCCAAACUCCCUUUGUUCUUACUAAAGUGCCUGGCAAUCUCUAAUGAGCUCAAAUGGUUGCCCCCAUGAGUCUAUAAACCCAGAGAAGGCACCAUCAGCAGAACAGCUUUGGGGCAAGACAGCGAGGUGGAGACUGAGAGGAAUGAGUACCCACAGCACUGUCUGCAUCUCUUUGGAUUUCUCAUCCAACCAUUGGCUGAGAGUCCUUUGUUUGGGUUACAAGCUGCAAGAAGACCUCAACCAGAAUUAGCUUUACAUGUGUGUGUGUAUAUAAACAUACAUAUAGCAUAUAUACCAUGUAACUGUAGUUAGUCACUUGUAUUAAUGGAGCAUUUUUCUCCGAGGGGAAUGGGAUGAGAAAGCUGCCAGCCCAAAGAGUACAUCACAUUCACCCAUCUGCUGCACUGGGGCUGCAGCCCUGGAGCAACAAGGGGAUAGCAGGAACAGAACGGAGGAGCAGCCCUCUCCCUACCCAUCUACCACUGAAUUUUCUAAAACUCUUUCCACUGCCUUAAUUGGCCCCUGGAGCAGAAGGCCUCUAAUAUGGACUUGGUCAUACUCUGGGAAAGCAAAACUUGAAAGGUGUAAAAUUACUCCCUCACCAUGACACUGUGUGACUAUGUCUUCAAGGCUACUCCUCUGGCACUGCAGUCCCUUUUCUCCUAGGGAUCAGGCCUGUGUACCCCAAACUGUUUAAAGAGCUGGCACAACAGAGAAGUUUGUUUUUCCUACUUGAACUGUUUUGUUAUAGGUACAACUUUCUUUUACACUGUGUCAUUUACCAAAAAGUCUUAAUAAGUUUUUCAAAAACCAGCUCAAACCCACAGAACUCAGAGAGGCUUAGACACAAGGAGAUUUUAAAUAAAUUAUUAAAUGAGAGUUAUUUUUCAUUGCCUUCUGAGUUUUUUUUUCAGGGAGCAUAAAAGGCAUAAUUUAAUAUUCUCUUUGAACUCUAAGGACUGGGAACUUAUUUUUUCUUUCUAUUAAAGAUUCAGGUCCUCUCCUAGCCAGAUCAUCCUAGAAUGUUUUAAAGCACUACCACAUAUUACAAGUUAGUAAAAUGGCUUUUUAGUUAUUCUUGCAAUGAUUAGCACCAAUCUUGUAUAUCAGGAUACACAAUCACAGCAAAGGAGAGAAAAUUAUCUAAAAAGCUUUUGACAAGUAUGGUGUCUGCAGGAAAGAGCUGUAGGCUAUUCCCUCACAUAAAGAGGCUGGAACACCGCUUAACGGGCAAGGCGUCCCAGGAUCCCUGUUCAGCCUCUCCACAGAUUUGCUUUGCAUUUGUGGGAAGGCUUGGCUCUCAGCCUCACCAUCAACUAAUCCACAGAAAUAAUCAGAUGGAAGUUAAAUGAAAUUGCAUUAACUUGAGAUGAAAGGGAGUUCAUUUGCAUUUCUUCUCACUGGCCCUCGAGUGCGAACAUGCAGACAAGCACGCCACCCCCACACAGCCAGCAGACACAAGGUAACUUGCUGAAACAAAGCAGAGUUCCUCUUACUGUCUUUAUUUCCAUUGCCUUCCUCCUUGAUAGUCCUAAUAAUUCCUUUGAACCACCUCCACUCUGGUUCCUUCUCUUCCCCUUCCCUCCUUUGAAGGAAAGGAGCAAGACACGUAAUGCUUGAGAAUGGAUUUUUAUCCUAAUAAAUCAUGAGCACAAAUCA